Lates calcarifer (barramundi perch) is the source of this 1410-nucleotide messenger RNA. Its product is annotated as small integral membrane protein 4. The record is from RefSeq and is a predicted model, not a curated record. The transcript has 2 exons. The coding region runs from base 544 to 789 and encodes 81 amino acids. NCBI's taxonomy places the organism in Eukaryota, Metazoa, Chordata, Actinopteri, Centropomidae.
UAUUUGUAGCAGUCCAUUACCAGGUUAUACCAGAUUCUAACACGUAAUGUAUCUCUCUGAUAAAUGAAGCUGAAAUCAAGCGUAUUAAUAUGAACAUUAUAUUUUAUUUUGAAGCAAAAUGACACGUGUGUUUCCUUUAAAUGGGCGAUAUCGUCGGAAACUCCCUUUAUAGCCGAAUCGGAAUCACGAGUCGGGGACUAACGUUCAUGAACGGUUUUUUUUCCCAUUCGGCUGCCCGUUAGUAUGGUUUAAACGACAUGGCAUGAAUGUAGCAUUGCGACUCGUCGUGGGUGCGUUUGUUUUAAAUUCCAAUGCCGGGCUGCUCUUGGUUCUUCUUCACGUUCUAGGCUACCACGCUCAUUUGCUUUAUGCCAGGUUAUACAACAAGCGCACCCUCUCCUCUCACGUCCGUCGCUCUCAUAACAUUUGUAAAGGACAAAUGAAAGGUCCAUGCUGUUCAUUGGAACAACUUACCCGAAGAGUUUCUUCACGACACUGUAAACUGGUUGUCGAGACACAACUUGAGUAUGUCUAUUAGCCAAGAUGUUUCAUAAGAGUGAAAACCUAAAAUAUUUACUGAGCCUUGUCCCAGGUAAACGUCGUUUUGGGACGUACAGGUUCCUUCCUAUUUUCUUUUGCAUCGGAGGGGUCAUGGAGUGGAUCAUGAUCAACGUGAGGAUAGGAAGAGAGACUUUCUAUGAUGUCUACCGAAGAAAACGAUCAGAACGAGAGUACCAGCAGAAGAUAGCAGAUGGACUGAUAGUUCUGAAUGAGCCUGCAGCCAAGUGAACAGCGGUUGGAUUUGAUGUGGACUUGGCAUGUGUUGUCGAAGGACACAUUCUUGGACUCCGGCUCCCUCGCUUGUUUCAAACAGGCUGGAAUAAACUUUGUAGCAUGCUACUGGGUUACAACAAGCAAGUGAAGAGUGAGAGGCUGAUUGAAAAAUCUCUUCCAACAUGCAUCUUUUAUUGUUUAUAUGGUCUUUGGUUUAAGAAAUGUUAGCAACACAGCAGUAAUAAUACAAACGGUGUGAGAUGAAGGCUGAAAAAAAUAUCACAAUAUUGGUCUCCUUUGUUCAUGAUAACCACACCCGAGUCUCAGCACUGAUUUGACAGCGAAUCUGUCCAUCUGUUAUGUUGAAAACAUUGCAUAGCACCUGCCAAGACAGAACAGUCUCAGCCAAAUUGUAAGUAAAGAAAAAAAAUGCAAAAAGAGCCUCUGUAUUUAAAGACAUCCUGGAUGAUUUUGCACAGAUGUGUCUCACACUGGCAGAUUGCGCUGAUAAGAAACAAAAAACACAAGCUCUCUCUUCUCCGUGUCUAAACCUGAUACCUAAUUCUUUUAAGAAAACUGUUGCCUUGUCUUGAACUGUAUGGUAGAUUUGAGUAUAUAAAAUGUAACUUAAGAACA